Molecule: messenger RNA, 504 nt
Organism: Nannizzia gypsea CBS 118893
Lineage: Eukaryota; Fungi; Ascomycota; Eurotiomycetes; Onygenales; Arthrodermataceae
Exons: 4
Coding region: 1-504 (167 amino acids)
Source: RefSeq, a predicted model, not a curated record
AUGGCCUUUGUCCUGGCACGGAAGAAGACGUCGAGGCUGGAGUUUGAAGUUACCUGGCCCACGCUUGAGACAAGCAGAGACAGACAGCAGAAGAAGAAAAAGAAGAAGAAGAUGAUGAUGAUGAUGAUCGUGAUGGUGAAGAGGAUAGAAGAAGAGAAGCAGAAGAAGGAGAUGGAUGAAGGCAAAGGAGAAGGGAAGAGGUGUCAUGCCUGGAGCCAGCCAUGCUACCUACGCUCGCACAUCCCUAUUGCCGAGACGAGACGACAGCCAGAGACACCCAGGACAGACAGGCGAAGACAGGAAGAGACAGACGGACGGACAGACAGCCCUCGAUGGGAUAGGGCAGAGCACAACGCCAGGGAUGCAUCUGAAAAAAAGAAACGAGACGAAGUUUGCUCCCUCGUACUAUGUGCGCCUCCUGCUCGAUGGUAUCCUCGGAGGCUUGCCAGGCCCUCUCCAUGCUCCUCUUCGCAGUGUUGGACAGACGCUGGAUCGGCUCUAUAA